Molecule: messenger RNA, 1693 nt
Organism: Xenopus tropicalis (tropical clawed frog)
Lineage: Eukaryota; Metazoa; Chordata; Amphibia; Anura; Pipidae
Gene: opn5
Product: opsin 5
Exons: 7
Coding region: 316-1347 (343 amino acids)
Biological process (GO): signal transduction; detection of visible light; phototransduction, UV
Cellular component (GO): plasma membrane; membrane
Molecular function (GO): G protein-coupled receptor activity; 11-cis retinal binding
Source: RefSeq, a predicted model, not a curated record
GCAGCGCAGGGCUGAGCUCUAUAUAAGCCUGAGAGGAAUAGUGAAUAGAUGGAAGAUCUGCCCUGUCAGUUGGGGUAACACCCUGGCACUUCUGCCCUUGGCACUGACUCCCCACACUGGGCAGUGGGAGGCACAGCAUAAAGGAAGGGAUGCAAUUUUCUUUUUAAUUGGAAAUAAGUCUUAAACCUAUUGCUCUAUUGGCUUUACUUGCCCUUGCUUGGAUAUACGGCAGGAGGGCUGCACUGCCCCGGGAGAAAUAUGAAGGUCGCGGAGCUGCUGGUCCCCCUAACUAAGUUCUGAUGCCACGGCAGAGGGAUGGCAGGAAACAGCAGUUACCGGGAGGAGAGCGGUUACAUCCCCCAUUAUGAGAGAGACUCCGACCCCUUUGCCUCCAAACUCUCCAGAGAAGCUGAUAUCUUUGCUGGGGUUUAUCUAAUGGCCAUAGGUAUCCUGUCGACGCUAGGGAAUGGCUACGUUAUAUAUAUGGCUUGCAGCAGGAAAAAGAAACUGCGCCCGGCUGAGAUAAUGACAAUCAAUUUGGCUGUGUGUGAUCUGGGGAUCUCAGUAACAGGAAAGCCCUUUGCCAUCGUGUCCUGCUUCAGUCACCGCUGGGUGUUUGGCUGGAACGCUUGCCGCUGGUACGGAUGGGCUGGAUUUUUCUUUGGCUGCGGAAGCCUCAUUACCCUGACAGUAGUGAGCCUGGACAGGUACCUGAAGAUCUGCCAUCUGCGAUACGGCACUUGGCUGAAGCGACGCCACGCUUUCAUUGCCUUGGCAGUUAUCUGGGCCUAUGCUACCCUGUGGGCUACCUUGCCAUUGGUCGGGGUGGGAAAUUACGCUCCGGAACCCUUUGGCACCACGUGUACUUUGGACUGGUGGUUGGCACAGGCCUCUGUUAAAGGGCAGAUAUUUGUCCUGUCCAUGCUGUUCUUCUGCCUCUUGUUUCCCACCAUGGUGAUUGUCUUCUCCUACGCGAAGAUCAUCGCCAAAGUCAAGUCUUCGGCCAAAGAAGUCGCUCACUUCGACACCAGGAACCAAAAUAACCACACGCUGGAAAUAAAACUGACAAAGGUGGCAAUGUUGAUCUGUGCAGGUUUCCUCAUUGCGUGGUUUCCAUACGCGGUGGUGUCCGUAUGGUCGGCAUUUGGGCAGCCGGACUCUAUUCCGAUUGAACUUUCCGUGGUGCCCACCAUGAUGGCAAAAUCGGCGUCUAUGUAUAAUCCCAUCAUUUAUCAAGUCAUUGACUGCAAACCUGCUUGCUGCAAAAAGGACAAGUCGUUGCAGAAUACGACUUCUAGGGUCUAUACAAUAAGCACCUUCAGGAAGUCGACAACCUCAGCUCGGUGAGAAUCCGCGGAAGGGGUGGAACGAAGCACAAUUAUUGUAUAUAUGGAAUCCCGACCGAUCACUCAGCACCAAGAGAAAAUGUGUAUAUUAGAGAAAUGUUUAUUUUCCUAUGUUUGUAUGAGAUAAAAUGAAAGUGUUAUCAUAGCAACCCCUUAUUUAUAAUUUGUUCCUUGGACCCAAUAAACGUGCACUUAGUUUUCCAGUCCAUAUAAAUGAGCAGAUCCAACUGUAUUGUAGGGUUUGUUAGGUCUCCUGGAGCUGGGUGAGAUAAGGCAAUGAUGAUCUUAAGGGUGAAGACACACAGAGCUACUAGAAGCAGCUACUAAAAUAGACAAUGCUGAUCAUU